GUAAGUUUCCCUGUUGAAGUCAAUAGCAGGGGCAGCUCAGCCAGCCAGCACUGGAUUUUAUCUAGCCAGAAGUAGCAAAGCAGCUCUUAUUUGAAAAACCACUGGGUUCUGAGUUCAUUACUACAGGAAAAACUGUUCUAUCCUGUGGCACAGUGAACCUUGCUUCAAAGCAGAUCUAGCAGCUCAGGAGUUCAGCCGGCUGAAACCCAUCCCAGAGGAUAAUGGCAGCCUAUGCCUUACAAAUUGCUGGACUGGUGAUUGGUGGUGUUGGGAUGGUGGGCACAGUGGCUGUCACCGUCAUGCCUCAGUGGAGAGUGUCUGCCUUCAUUGAAAGCAACAUUGUAGUUUUUGAAAACCUCUGGGAAGGACUGUGGAUGAAUUGCGUGAGGCAUGCUAACAUCAGGAUGCAGUGUAAAAUCUAUGAUUCUCUGCUGGCUCUUUCUCCGGACCUACAGGCAUCCAGAGGACUAAUGUGUGCUGCUUCCGUGAUGUCCUUCCUGGCUUUCAUGAUAGCCAUCCUUGGCAUGAAAUGCACCAGGUGCAUGGAGGACAAUAAGGUGAAGGGUCACACUCUGCUGACCUCUGGAAUCAUCUUCAUCAUCACAGGCAUAGUGGUGCUCAUCCCUGUGAGCUGGGUUGCCAAUUCCAUCAUCAGAGAUUUCUACAACCCAAUAGUGGAUGUUGCCCAAAAACGUGAGCUUGGAGAAGCCCUCUACAUAGGGUGGACCACGGCACUGGUGCUGAUUGCUGGAGGAGCCCUGUUCUGUUGUGUUUUUUGUUGCAAUGAAAAGAGCAGUAGCUACAGAUACUCGAUACCUUCCCAUCGAACAACCCAGAAAAGUUAUCACAUGGAAAUGAAGUCACCAACUGUAUACUCCAGAAGUCAGUAUGUGUAGUUGUGUAUGUUUUUUUUUUAACUUUACCUAUAAAGCCAUACAAAUGACUAAAUUAUCUAUUAUUUUCUCAAAAUGGACCCUAAGGAAAUUCUGAUUUGCUGUUCUUAACUGCCUAACCUUAAUCACAGGAACUGUGUAUCAGCUAUUUAUGAUUCUACAAGCUAUUUCAGCAGAAUAAGAUAUUGUUCUAGAAAGUACUAGACUGUUCUAGAAAGUACAGUAAUUUGUUUUCUAAGACGGUUCAAGCAUUUACUCUUUUUAUCAGUUACUUCAAAAUGACAUUGCUAAUGACUGUAUUAUUUUACCACUGUAAUUUCUCCAUGACUUAGCAUUAUAUACGUAGAUGAGUAUAACAUUUAUAUCUCACAUAGAGACAUGCUUAUAUGAUUUUAUUUAAAAUGAAAUACCUAUCCCUUACACUGAAUAAAUACAACUCAACUAUUGCUUUUCAGGGAAAUCAUGGGUAGAAUUGAAGAAGGUUAAUAUUAAUUGUUUAAAAACAGCUUAGGGAUUAAUGUCCUCCAUUUACAAUGAAGGUUAAAAUGAAAGCUUUAAUCAGCAUUGUAAAGGAAAUUGAAUGGCUUUCUGAUAUGCUGUUUUUCAGCCUAGGAGUUAGAAAUUCUAACUCUUUUAUCAUCUUCUCCCAGAGGCUUUUUUUUUUUCUUGUAUAUUAAAUUAACAUUUUUAAAAAGCAGAUAUUUUGUCAAGGGGCUUUGCAUUCAAACUACUUUUCCAGGGCUAUACACAGAAGAAAGAUAAAAAUGUGAUCUAAGAUUGUUUUAGGAAAAUGAAAAAUUUUUUUUCCUAUUAUGUUUUUGUAUUUGAAGAAGAAUGAUGCCUUUUGGCAAGAAAUCAUAUAUGUAUGGGUAUAUUUUAAUACAUAUUUCAGUACAGACCUUGAGGUUUCAUCAUUAUAAGUAAAAGAGCAGGAGAAUAUGUCUUGGUUUUCAUUUGGAUACCAUAAAAACAACAACAAGAAGAAAUAAAGUUGUCCUUUGAACUUCACCUGCUUCUUUGUAAGUACAUAAGUCAUUUAGUGUCAUUUUAGUUCUGUGAAAAAUAAAUGUCCUACUUGUUCCGUUUCUGUUUAGUUUUACCAAAAUCUGUAAAUAGUGUGUUUGUGUGUUUAUUCCAAGUUUGAUAAAACUGACAACCCAAUUUGAAAGUUUGUGUCUACAUCCGUCAAGCUUAAAUGAAUGUGUUGUAUUUGCUUUAUACUUUUAUAUUAAUAAAUUGUACCUUUUUAUAAUUAUUUGACAUU
Messenger RNA from Cebus imitator (Panamanian white-faced capuchin), 2157 nucleotides. It is a transcript of the gene CLDN8, whose product is annotated as claudin 8. The record is from RefSeq and is a predicted model, not a curated record. Bases 222 to 896 code for a protein of 224 amino acids. Gene Ontology annotation, cellular component: bicellular tight junction; plasma membrane. Gene Ontology annotation, biological process: cell adhesion; bicellular tight junction assembly. Lineage: Eukaryota; Metazoa; Chordata; Mammalia; Primates; Cebidae. The transcript has a single exon. Gene Ontology annotation, molecular function: structural molecule activity.